Molecule: messenger RNA, 451 nt
Organism: Entrophospora sp. SA101
Lineage: Eukaryota; Fungi; Glomeromycota; Glomeromycetes; Entrophosporales; Entrophosporaceae
Source: the annotation of a GenBank genome assembly
GUGUCAUCGAAUUGGUCAAACACGUGAAGUAAAUAUAUAUCGUUUUGUGAGUGAACAUACAAUUGAAGAAAAUAUAUUAUUAAAAGCAAAUCAAAAACGUAUGUUAGAUAAAUUGGUGAUUAUGGAUGGUGAAUUUACAACUGAUUUCUUCCAAAAAGUAGAUUGGCGUGCACUUGUGAGUGAUAUAGCACCAAAUUGUAGUAAUGAAAUAAAAGAUGAGCCAAAGGAUGGAGUUGAAUUAGAGCAUUAUUUGGAUAAGGUGGAAGAUGAUACUGAUGUUAAUGCUGCAAAAAUUUCAAGAAAUGAAUUUGAAAUUGAUAUUCCAGAUUUUUCAGAAGAUUAUGUAGCAACAGAAUUAUCUUCACCAAUUAAAAUUAAUGGAAUCAAUGAUGAUAAUCCUGAUCAUAUAGACAAUUAUAUGCUUCUUUUUAUUGAAAGGGAAUUAGCAUAA